UCUGCAUAGUCUCGAGGUGAAACCCCACUCCAAGGAUGGGACCUUCGAGAGGGAUAGGUCGGGCCGCAAAUCCUCCAAGAAUCACGAGCGCGGACGCGAUUCAUCCGAGGAUCAUUACCGCGAUCGGGAUAGCACCCCCACCACCACCACGGUGGCAUCAAGAACUCGGACGACAACCGCCACUACCGCCUCAGAGGUCUUUCACCCUCUGACAACUUCACCGACCCUGGCCCUGACCACCGCGAGCGCUUCUCCAGCCGGCCGCGGGACUCGGUUGAUCGCAAGCGUUUAGAGGAGCGGCACAGAUACUCCUCGAAUAAGCGGAAGAAGCACGGGGACGAGGAGGGUCUGGAGAAGAGCGGGAAGAGUGCUAGGGUUUCCGAUGUGGCGCGAUACGCCGCAAACGAGAGGCGGCGUUUCAAGUUAAUGGCCCGUCGAGGAUUAAAAUCGAGAUCAUAACGAGGAUAGAUUAUAUGAGAGGUACUCGAGGAGUAGGAGGGAAGACAGAUCGAGUGAUAGGGAAGAGAGGAGAGAGGAAAAGAGGGUGAAAGGUGAUAUUAUAACUGAUGGAGAAGAUAAGAAGAAACCGAGGAUAGGGAAAAGAUUACAGAUGCUGUGAAUGUUGAGAGGAAAAGAGGGUGAAAGGUGAUAUUAUUAGUGAUGGAGAAGAUAAGAAGAAACGGAGGAAAGAAGGGAAAAGAUUACUGGUGCUGGAAGGUUGAGAGGAAAGAUUCCGAUGAUGAUGACAAAUUGCUUCAGAAGAAAGAGGCAAAGGAUGAGCCUAGAUCUAAAGAUAGGGUUACGGAAGGGGAUGUGGAGAGAUCCCGUGAUGACAGGAUGCUGGCUGUGAACUCGAAGAACAGAACAAUUGAUCAAGCUGAAAAAGAUAACCUGGGUAAUUUAGCUUUGGAGAAAGAAAGUGACACUUUCAAUGUUGUUGCCCAGGAAUCAUUCACUUUGGUAUCAAAGGUUUCUACGAGAUCUGCUGCAUCUCACCGUUCUCUUCUUACCAAAGUAUCUUCAUUUACUACCGCAAAUGAAAAUGCAGGAGUUAGUAUUAGAUCUGAUGAGGUUCCUUCAAAUUCCAGUACCGAUGGCACAGAAACUUCAGUUCCUCCCAAAAGUGGCAUCUUGUCUCUUGAUGCUUUAGCAAAAGCUAAAAGAGCACUACAACUGCAGAAAGAAUUGUCUGAGAAGCAAUAGAAGAUUCCCUAUUGCUAAACAAACAUGUUAGCUCGAGCACUGCCCAGGUAGCAUCCAAUAAAGAUGGAAGUAAAGUUCCUCUAGCAGGUGUAGCCCAACCUGGCCAUUCUGGCUUGCGGAGUUCUGCCUUUGCAACCCAUGUUUAGACAGUUCCAGGACAACCAGGGGAUGCAACAUCGGAAAAUCUAUCUGCUGCAGGUGGUAUGGUUGUCCUUCCUGGGCUCACAAAUAUACGGUAAGAUUGAAGCUGUAAAGCGAGCACAAUAACUUGCUGCCGGGAUGGGGUUUUGUCAGGACCCAGAGUUUGCACCUCUUAUUAACAUGUAUCCUGGACAGUUGCCAGUUGACAUGGCUGUAACCUGUGAAGGCUCCUGUUCUGCACUUAGAUGCAUAGGCUCCUCUUAGUAACUUGUUUUUUUUUCCCCUUCUUAGUUUUGAUUUGUGAUGUAUGCUAGUACUGUAACAACAAAGUUUCACUUUCGGUUUCAGGUCAACAUUAACAAGCAGAAGAAAGAAGCAUUUCAAAUAAUUAAACCGGAUUUAGAUGCCAUUGCAGCAUCUACAUCUCAUUUUGAUUAGUGCAUGGGUUCAAAUAAGACAAAGCUGUUAAGACCCAAGGUAAAUGGUCAAAGCAGGCAGAGAUUAUAAACUUCAAGGUGUGGUUCAAUAUAUUGUUUUCUACUGUAUCUUUUGAUGGCACAGAUGCCUUUGUACUGUCAGCUUGCCUUUGUAUGGGUGCUUUGUUCUGCAGAGUCAUUUGGGGGAAGCACAAACAAAAUAGUUGAAGAUCAAGCAGACUCAGCUUGUGAAGGCAAAGGCGUCUUGCUGAG
Musa acuminata AAA Group (dessert banana) is the source of this 2033-nucleotide messenger RNA. RefSeq names its product protein RDM16-like. The record is from RefSeq and is a predicted model, not a curated record. The transcript has 3 exons. Bases 661 to 1203 code for a protein of 180 amino acids. NCBI's taxonomy places the organism in Eukaryota, Viridiplantae, Streptophyta, Magnoliopsida, Zingiberales, Musaceae.